GUGGUGCUGUAAAAAUACAUUUUGAGCAUUCUUCAUGCUCAUUCUCAUUGGUUUGGUAGCACAGGUUUGAUACAUGUUGUAGACCUACCUUAUUGUGCUACUACUGGGCUGGAUAACAGGGGGGGGUUUUAUGCUAUGUGAAUCUCAUGCUGAUGGACGUUGAUGCAAAUUACUCAGGGAAAACUCAAUUUGCACAGAUGAAAAGAUGAAAAGAUGUACACAGGAAGUUUUAAAAGAAUGGGAGAGUUUUAUUUAUUUUAUUUUUUUAAGGGCAGUUCACAUGUGCCCAUGUACUCCAUAUGGCUCUUAGCCUCUUGACUGGUUAGCCCCUGCUGUAAGUCAACAUUGCGUGCUACCUGAGAUUACACACCUGAGCCAUUGUGUCAUUUCACUUUUGUGGUUGUCUGAUAUUUAUUAAUGACACUGGUCUGAUGAUGAUGGUCCAUGGAAUCAGUGCAAAGAGACCAAGGAGCCACAGACCGAUGGCCAUGGCCUCGUAGGAAGAGCCCAGUCUGAUAACCACCAGCGUCCAGUUCCCUCCCACAGUCCAGUUACAAGGCUGCGACCUCGGUUAGGCCUCUGUUGUUUAAGAUAUUUUAAUCUCAAUAGGUCUUCGUUGUUUAAAACAUGCAGGAUUCGGUUAAUCGAUCACUCUACUUUAACCACAGGCAUGAAUGGUUUUGUUUGUUGCUGAGUGUGGAAUGGUGAAUUGACCAGGGUGAACCCCACCCUCACUGGAUGACUGCUGGGAUUGGCUCCAGGAACAGGUAGUAGAAGCUGAAUGAAAGUCAACAUUCAUUCCCGAGGCUUGAAAAUGACCCUCAGUUUGGCAAUAAUUUGACAUAAUUUCGGGGUAACGGUUGCGCAGCAGCGUGUGUGUCGUUGGUAAAUGUAUUUGUGAAGCCAAACGCGUGUAUGUGAGACUGCGAGUUGGCUGCAACUAUAAACUACUCAGCCCCGAAGGACGUGAGGUGGGCGGAGACUCAGAGCCGGGGUCCACCUCCAGUCCGCAGCGACGCACCGCGCAUUUCAGACUCGGCACCGUGCACUUCAGUCCGAGCGGAAGGAGAAGGCAUCAUGGCAACCACCACUUGUACACGCUUUACCGAUGAAUACCAGCUGUACGAGGAGCUUGGCAAGGGGGCCUUUUCAGUGGUGCGCCGCUGUGUCAAACUCUGCACAGGCCAGGAAUACGCCGCCAAAAUCAUCAACACCAAAAAACUAUCGGCCAGAGACCAUCAGAAGUUGGAGAGGGAAGCCCGUAUCUGCAGAUUGCUGAAGCACUCCAAUAUUGUUCGCCUCCAUGACAGUAUUUCUGAGGAAGGAUUUCACUAUUUAAUCUUUGACCUGGUAACAGGAGGAGAGCUGUUUGAGGAUAUUGUGGCUAGAGAAUACUACAGUGAAGCCGAUGCCAGUCAUUGCAUCCAGCAGAUCCUGGAGGCUGUGCUCCACUGCCAUCAGAUGGGGGUGGUACACAGGGACCUGAAGCCUGAGAACCUGCUGCUCGCCAGCAAGUGCAAGAACGCAGCGGUGAAGCUGGCUGACUUCGGACUAGCAAUCGAGGUUCAAGGAGACCAGCAGGCUUGGUUCGGAUUUGCAGGAACUCCAGGCUACUUGUCCCCAGAGGUGUUGAGGAAGGAGGCAUAUGGAAAACCUGUGGACAUCUGGGCAUGUGGUGUGAUCCUGUACAUCCUCCUGGUUGGAUACCCUCCGUUCUGGGAUGAGGACCAGCACAAGCUCUACCAGCAGAUCAAAGCGGGAGCCUAUGAUUUCCCCUCCCCUGAGUGGGACACAGUGACCCCCGAGGCCAAAAACCUGAUCAACCAGAUGCUGACCAUUAACCCAGGAAAGAGAAUCACAGCCCAGGAGGCUCUGAAGCAUCCAUGGGUCUGUCAACGAUCCACAGUGGCCUCCAUGAUGCACAGGCAGGAGACGGUGGAGUGUCUGAAGAAGUUCAAUGCCAGGAGGAAACUUAAGGGGGCCAUACUGACCACCAUGCUGGUCUCCAGGAACUUCUCUGUGGGUCGACAGACCACGGCUCCUGCUGCCGUCAGUUCUGUGCCUGGAACCACUGCAGGCAUAGUGGAGCAAGCAGCCAAGAGUCUCCUCAACAAGAAGGCUGAUGUCAAGCCCCAGACUAACAGCACAAGAAACAGCAUAGUCACCAGUCCCAAAGGCAACAUCGCCUCUGCUGCACUGGAACCUCAGACUACUGUUAUCCAUAAUCCAAUAGAUGGGACCAAGGAAUCCACAGACAGCAGCAACACAACCAUCGAGGAUGAAGACAUGAAAGCCCGAAAACAGGAGAUCAUAAAGAUCACAGAGCAGCUCAUCGAGGCAGUCAACAACGGAGACUUUGAGGCUUACGCGAAGAUCUGUGACCCUGGUCUGACCUCGUUUGAGCCCGAGGGUCUUGGUAAUCUGGUGGAGGGAAUGGACUUCCACAGAUUUUAUUUUGACAAUCUCCUGUCUAAGAACAGCAAACCCAUUCACACCACCAUCCUCAACCCUCACGUGCACAUGAUUGGAGAAGAUGCUGCCUGCAUUGCCUACAUCCGCCUGACACAGUUUGUGGACGGGCAGGGCCGGCCUCGUUCCAGCCAAUCAGAAGAAACUAGAGUGUGGCACCGUAGGGACAGUCGUUGGCAAAAUGUUCACUUCCACUGCUCAGGAGCUCCUGCCGCCCCACUGCAGGGAUGAGGUAUGUGAGCACCAAGGAGGCAAAAGAA
Messenger RNA from Cynoglossus semilaevis (tongue sole), 2729 nucleotides. It is a transcript of the gene camk2b2, whose product is annotated as calcium/calmodulin-dependent protein kinase (CaM kinase) II beta 2. The record is from RefSeq and is a predicted model, not a curated record. The coding region runs from base 1078 to 2700 and encodes 540 amino acids. The transcript is spliced from 21 exons. Gene Ontology annotation, molecular function: calmodulin binding; calcium/calmodulin-dependent protein kinase activity; ATP binding. NCBI's taxonomy places the organism in Eukaryota, Metazoa, Chordata, Actinopteri, Pleuronectiformes, Cynoglossidae. Gene Ontology annotation, biological process: protein phosphorylation.